AUGCUGGCAGCCUCCCUUCUCGCCCUCCGCCUCCUCCUCCUCGUCGGCGCCGCCGCGGCAGGGGCGGUGGGGGUGAGUGGUGGGGGCCUGCUGUGGUGCGUUGCCAAGAACAACGCGGAGGACGGCGCGCUGCAGAGCGCCAUCGAUUGGGCGUGCAGCGUUGACGGCGGUAGCGCCGACUGCGCGGCCAUCCAGCAGGGCGCCGCCUGUUUCAAUCCGCCCGACCUCCAGCAGCACGCCUCCUACGCCUUCAACGACUACUUCCUCCGCUCCGGCGGCGCCGCGAGCCCCGCCGCCUGCGACUUCUCCGGCGCCGCUGCACUCACCGCGCUCAACCCCAGUAAGAACCCCGAAUCUCUUGUCCACGCUUUGAAUGAUUGA
This is a messenger RNA of Miscanthus lutarioriparius, 381 nucleotides long. The record is from the annotation of a GenBank genome assembly. Lineage: Eukaryota; Viridiplantae; Streptophyta; Magnoliopsida; Poales; Poaceae.